Molecule: messenger RNA, 2968 nt
Organism: Apis cerana (Asiatic honeybee)
Lineage: Eukaryota; Metazoa; Arthropoda; Insecta; Hymenoptera; Apidae
Product: protein amnionless
Biological process (GO): receptor-mediated endocytosis; intracellular protein localization
Cellular component (GO): endocytic vesicle; apical plasma membrane
Source: RefSeq, a predicted model, not a curated record
AAGGAAAGGGAAAAAGAGACGAAAAAAAUGGAGCUUAUAAUUCCUUGAAUAACCUUGUAUAUUGAUGAAAGAAAAAAUUAUUUAUCCUCAGAAUUUUCCAUGGAAAAAAAGCUGCAAACGAAAUAUUGCAAUAAUGCCUCGUUUCAGUUUCAAUAUUUAAAAUUUUUAAACAUUGUAUUAAUUUUUUAGAUUAAAAGUAUUCCAAUUCAAAUAAAAAAAUUGGAUACGUAUGAAAAUACGUGUGAAUAUAUUUUUUAAAAAAUGAUCUUCCACGCGGUUAUUUUAGUGAAAAUCGUCGAAAGCUAAAUAAUAGAGAUAAUAAAACAAGUCUGUAGCAGUAUAUCGUAAAUCUGGCACGCCCCUUCGAUUCCAAUUAUCCGCUUCAGUUUCUGAUAGUUUAGCCCGACAAUCGUUCGUUCCUAGUCGUUUCAAGCUUAGUUUGAUAUCUGUGCCAAAAAUUUUUACCUUAUUCCUUUUCACUAUUUCCAUUAUACUUCGGAUACUUCCUCUGAAAUCUAAAAUCUUCGAUUAAUUAAAAAAAAAUGAACUGAAAUUAUCACUUCUUCGAAUAAAUAAUUUAAUUAAUCGAUUAAGAAAGAAGUUUGAAAAAAGAAUUUGUUCGAUAUGAAAGUGAGAGUCUCCCGCGAGAUUCGAACAAUAUGGAUAUUUUUCGCGUUAACGUUAAAAUCGUCGAUUUGCGUGGAGAAAUAUUGGCUCCCAAAUUUAGAAUGGGAGACGGCUGAAAAUUGGAUUGGAGGACGUAUACCGGAAUUAGAUAGUUACGUGACGUUUCCUUUGGACAUGAGACACGCUGUGGGAAUUGGGAAAUCCGAGAAUCUGAGACUCUCUGGAAUUGAUCUGGCCAGAACUGGAUCCUUGGUCCUAUCUAGAAACGGAAGAUUACAGUUAACCGAAUCGGGAAAGUCGUCAAAGGGAAUCAGUCAGUGGUCAAGAUCUGGUCACUUGUUUUGGGCUGAUCCAGAAAAUUGGAACGGUAGCUCGGAGGCAGCGCCUCAUCUCGAGCAGGUGCCCUGCCGUCAGGACACCGUAGUUCUUCCGGAGAAAAGGCGGGUCUUCAGCGUUCUUUUGCCGAUGAAAAGCAUCGAAGUGAAAUCGGUUCGAACGAGCGAUGAAAAGUAUCCAUACAGCGCCUGGCAAUGGGCAGAUUUGGAAACUGGAAGGGAGUUCGAGAAAGGUAUAUCCACCGUGAGAUACGCCGAAUACAAUUGCGGAAAGUGCUCCUGCCAGGACGAUCCUAACGGCUACUACCUCGAGGAAAUUUGCGCCAUUCAAAGACCAAAGUGCGGAUACUCCCCCUGCGAGUAUCCACUGUGGGUGGAAGGGCAUUGCUGCAGAUAUUGCGGUGGUCGUUUGUCUCUGACGGACAAGACGUCUUUGUCGUUGGUCCAGGCUGCCGCAGACGAAGCUUUGGAAGGGCGGGAGAAGCUUGUUUGGCACGUGAGACGUACUUGGAGCGGGGGUGUCGAGGUUCUGAUAAAGAAAAAGGGCGAUUACUCGGAGAUCGAUAUUCUCGAGGGGUUGGAAGACGUGAAGAGAACCCUUUCGAAUAUGAAAAUCGAGGUUUUCACCGCAGAAGUGACCGGUGCCGCUUUGCGAGAGAAUGGCGCAACUGUCGCGCUAGCUUCGUUGUUCGUUACACCAUUGAUCCUCCUUGCGCUUUUAUUCAUCGUCUUCUUGUACUUUGGCUACUCCUACAGACAAAUUCUGACGGCGUGCACACAAAUAUUUUCCUCGAUAAGGGAUGGAGUUCGCGUGGACAAGAAUCAGGCUGGCAAACCAUUCGGUUUCGCUCGUUUUGAAAAUAUUUCAGAGGGUAACGUUCGAAUAACAGAGGUCGCCUGUGAAUCAAAUCUCGAGAACAAAGAAACGGAUAACAAAGAUUCAUCUUCAGGAGGAAGAUUCGAGAAUCCUUUGUACAGAUCGAAAAGAAAAGGUCGUAAGGAAGAAGGAGAAGUUUUGGACAUGGAAAAACCCCUGAGUUUGGCAACCCUUAAGGAUAAAGUGGAAGAGGAUCAGAUCGAGGAAGUGGAUCUUGAUCAAUGAUCUUUCUCGUACAAUUCUUAGUAUUUUACGUUUUCCUGUCUUAUUAAAAUUUAACAAAUUUGAAAAUUAUCGAAGCUAAACGUAGAAAGCGAAGAAGUUUUAAAAAUAGAUGUGAAAUAUAGAUGAAAACUUGCAACAAAAUAGGAAUAGUAUUAUCGAUAUUAUUAAAUUUCAAUGGUUCUUUAACAAUGUUAAUUGAAACGUGAGAAAAUAUAUAUUGAAUUAUAAAGAUCUAGUUGGUUAAAUUUAAUAAAUUUGAUGCAAGAACUAUUUUGUAUAAUCAGACUAAAACGUUAAAUAUUGACACAUUCGUUUUUCUUUUGAAAAAUAGCAAUAAUUUUAAAACAAUUUUUUUAAUAAUGCAAUUUAAUUUUGAUCUGUAUUUAAAUUAAUUCAGCAAUAAUUUACUGAAACCUAAUAGAAAUAAGAUAUAAAGAAUGACAUCACUUUUUUUAUUUUAUCACUUAUUUUAUCCACUCUGAGAAUCUACAUACGGAGGAGGAAUAAUAAUAGAAAUGUAAUGAAAUUCUAAGAGAUAAAGUUAACUUGCAUGACAUAAAGUUAUUUGAAGUGAGGAAUUGGCCUUGAGAGAACAAUUGAUUUUCAAAUCGAUCCUUGCAUUUAGUCCAUAUCGUUGUUUUCAUACACCGAUUACAUUGUCUCCUCGUGCGUGAAUAUAAUUUCUUCCAGUUAUCAUGAUUGUACCAAUAAGAAUGAUAUAUAUAUAAGAUUGCAAUAGAAACUAAAGUUAACCGAGUUUACUAAGAUUGCUUGCGUAUAGUUUCUAUUUAAAUAAAUAAAUAAAUUACUCAAAUCUUCAUAUUUCGCUUCCUCUUUUAAAAAUCCUUGUUUUAUAACAUUACUCGAACACAUUGUUGGAAAUAAAUAUUUCAAUUAUGAUUCA